AUGGUGGACGUAAGGAAUAACAAGCGCUUCCGAAGCGAACCUGGCAGCACGCUAUCCUGUUAUGCACUGCGACUAAAACCAGGCCAGGAAAUAAGGGAAUGUCUGCUGAACUACGUCAAGACUAAGAAACUUGGGGCACCGUUCGUUCUUUCUUGCGUAGGAAGUGUGACUCAAGCUACACUACGGUUGGCUAAUGCGUCAAUAGACACACCGAAUGAGGUAAGGAAAUCGUAUAACUGCUAGUUUUUUUUAUUCUCAGACAGGCUUCUGUAUAUUGGGGUUCUUUCAUGAUUAUUAGCAAAAGCAUUAUUUCCCGAUGAAGAAAAUGUUUGCGUCGAGGUCUGCUGUAGUUAUUGCAUCCCAACAUGCGGAAACCCGUCCUAUUUUGCACCUCAGCUUUGCAGGCUUGUGAUUACGUAAGGCUCUUUAAUGAGAAAAGCAAUGAUGUGGACUCACUUGUCUUAGAUCACGCAAAUUUUGGGCUGAAAAUUUUAUUUUCUUGAUUGGUGGUGAAUUUAAAACGCUAGUCCCGAGAGGUGAGGGGUGGGGAGUACACAAGGAAAUGCGACACAUAGUAAUUGUUGAUUUACAGAACUGAUCACCUUCUUUCCCGCUUAAGUUGAAAUCUCCGGGUAGAUACUGUUAAGGAUCUGAAUGUGGGAUGGGAGGCCGGUGCUUACAGUUGUAAUGAAUUGGCAGCUGCAAUGAAAGUACAGCAUCCUACCCACAAGCAGAAGGCCAUGUAGCAUAAAUGUAUUUCUUUCAAGAACUCACGAGAAAUCCCAAACUCCCAUACUCAAUCCUUUAGCCUAAACUGAAGGGAUCAGAAGUAUUACCUCAUCUUAGGAUGGUGUUCCAGUCCACUCUACAUUGCCCUCCCCAACCCCCCCUUUUUUUUUCUUCUGAUUUCUGUUACAGUUCACUGGUACCUAUCUAUACUCCUGAGUGAAAAGUUAAAUUGUAUCACCUAAAGACAACCCCAUGCCUCAGCCAUGACUUGAACCCAUUGGGCCAGUUAGUCAAAACUACGGUUUUAUGCAAUCAGUGAGCCUCAGGCUUUUGCUAUAAGAGCAAUUAUUUAAUGAAAUAAAUGCCCUUUCACUGUUAGCUUUCAGCCCUCUUGACACUGUUCGCAAAAAACAAAGGUUCAGCUAAACUGAAGAUUGUUUAAGAUGUGGUUUUGUUAAACAAUGGCUUAACUUUUUAAAUUUUGAAAUAAUCAGACCAUUAAAUUCAGAUUUUGAUGUCUGUUUUCUAUUUCUUCAGAUCAUUGAGGUUAAAGGAAGGCAUGAGAUUGUUUCACUGGUUGGAACACUGGCUGAUGAAGGACACCUGCAUGCUUCCCUUUCAGACAAAGAUGGUAACGUCAUAGGUGGUCAUGUUAUGGGAAACAUGAAAGUUUUUACUACUGCUGAGGUUGUCAUUGGAAACUGCGACACAUUUUCAUUUACUAGAGAGAUUGAUGAUGAAACUGGCUUUGAGGAACUUGUUGUGAGAGAAAAAUAG
Messenger RNA from Pocillopora meandrina, 1506 nucleotides. The record is from the annotation of a GenBank genome assembly. Lineage: Eukaryota; Metazoa; Cnidaria; Anthozoa; Scleractinia; Pocilloporidae.